Molecule: messenger RNA, 2070 nt
Organism: Vicia villosa (hairy vetch)
Lineage: Eukaryota; Viridiplantae; Streptophyta; Magnoliopsida; Fabales; Fabaceae
Exons: 4
Coding region: 1-2070 (689 amino acids)
Molecular function (GO): nucleic acid binding
Source: RefSeq, a predicted model, not a curated record
AUGCUAACUCAGGGCAUUAUUCGUCCCAUCUCUAGUUCUUUUUCCUCUCUGGUUCUCAUUGUACGCAAUAAGGAUGGCACGUGGCGGUUUUGCGUAGAUUAUGGUGCUCUUAAUGCCAUUACCAUCAAGGAUCGCUUUCCGAUUCCUUCCAUCGAUGAACUGCUUUAUGACCUCUAUGGUACUCACUUCUUCUCCAAGAUGGACUUCCGCUUAGGUUAUCAUCAUAUUCUUAUGUGCCCAGGUGACAUACCUAAAACUGCUUUUUGCACUCAUCAAGGUCAUUAUGAAUUCUUCGUGAUGCCCUUUGGCCUUUGUAAUGCUCCAUCUACCUUCCAAGCUACUAUGAACAUACUCUUUGAACCUUACUUGCGACACUUUGUUCUAGUAUUUUUUGAUGACAUUCUAGUCUUUAGUAAGUCUCUAAAAGAACACUUAUUUCAUCUUAAACUGAUACUUCAAUUAUUGCUUGAUAACAAAUUUUUCUUGAAGAAAUCUAAGUGCUAUUUUGCUCAGUCAUCUAUAUCUUAUCUUGGUCACAUUGUGUCUACUGAGGGGGUUGGUGCAUACCCUGAGAAGAUAGAGGCUAUGGUCAAUUGGCCUACCCCAAAUAAAUUGAAACAGUUGCGAGGUUUUUUGCGCCUCACGGGCUUCUAUCGCAAAUCCGUGAAGAAUUAUGCUUCCAUUGCAGCCCCUCUUAUUGAACUCUUGAAUAAGAAGUAUUGUUCACGUUUGCUUGCUUCCUCUACUUAUGUGCGUGAAUUAUGUGCUAUUACCUCUGCUGUAAAAAAAUGGAGUAUAUACCUUAUGGGCAGAAAGUUUGUGACCCACACCGAUCAAAGCAGUCUUUGUGAACUAAUGAAACAGGUUGUUCAGACUCCAGAACAACAAUUUUACCUUGCAAAACUGAUGGGUUGUUUCUAUGAGAUUGUUUAUAAACCCGGAGCUCAAAACAAAGUUGCAGAUGCCUUAUCUCGCAUCCAUGAUUCUGCCCCUACUUGUUUGGGAUUUACAGUUUCACACACGGUCUUCUUGGACAAGCUACGUACCCACUGCCUUCAAGAUCAGGCUUAUCUGGAAUUACUCUCCGAAGUGCACCACCAACCUUCUGAAUUUCUUGACUUCAAACUAGUUCAUAACCUGUUGUUCUAUAAAGGUAAACUUUAUAUUCCAGCAUCUUCUGGCUUUAAAGCUACACUCUUAGAGGAGUUCCAUUCAUCCCUUAUUGGGGGGCAUAGUGGGAUUACAAAGACAUUAGAGAGACUAAAGGAGAAUGUCUAUUGGGAGGGAAUGCACAAUGACGAAUACAUAUCCUUAGACUUUAUAGUAGGGCUCCCUUCCUUCCAAACAUUCACAGUGGUGCUUGUUGUUGUUCAUAGAUUAUCCAAAGUUGCACAUUUUGGUAUGUUACCUACUCAUUUCACUGUUGUCAAAGUAGCAGAGUUUUUUACCAAAAUGAUCUCAAGUGUGUAUGGAAUGCCAAAGAGCAUGGUUAGUAAUAGGGGCCCUGUUUUUCUUAGCAAAUUCUGGCAUGAGUACAUUCCAGGGACAAGUCAGAUUAAGGCUGUUGACACUGACUUAGUAACACGAGACCAAAUUCUGAACGUGCUGAAAAGAAAGCUGCUGAAAGCACAGGAAAAAAUUAAACAUUUUACUGAUAAGCACCACAAAGAGCAUUCCUUCAAACCGGGUGAUUUAGUGCUUGUCAAGCUAAAACCAUAUCGACAAGUCUCGGUUACCGGUUACCAUCCUAAGAAGCUAGCUAAACGUUUCUAUGGUCCUUUCAAAAUUACUAGAGCUAUUGGGGAAGUUGCUUUUGAAUUGGAGUUACCACCUAGUAGCAAGAUUCACUCAAUGUUUCAUGUUUCCCAACUGAAAUCAUGUCGUGGUGCCGUUGAUUCCUCACUGGAAUUACCUCCCAAUGACUUUGAAAAUUGUCCUAUUAUUGAACCUGUUGCUAUUCUGGACAGAGGAUGGAAGGAAGGCAAAGAUAUGGUGCUGGUGCAAUGGAGUGGUCUAUUUCCAGAAGACGCAACUUGGGAGGCGGCUGCUAUCACACUCAAGUAUCCUUAG